CUAAUGACGUCGCUAUCAUAUGACAACACCACAACAAAAAUGUCUGCCUGUUCCUCAGUGUGUUAACAGAGCUGUCAUUUCCCAAUUUAUUAUCGUUAGAAAAUAGUACGCAUUUGUUUUUACAAAAUCGUUUUUUAAGCAAACAGUUCUUAUUCAAACAAACGAUCAUGGAGCCGACCGCAUCUGGGAUCUUCUGCAAUAGGAUGCUCAGCAUGGUGAACUCUGAGGACGUGAACGCUAUCAUACAGGCUCAGAGACACAUGCUGGACCGGUUCGAAAAGACCAACGAGAUGCUGAUCAACUUCAACGGGCUGUCAAACGUUCGUUUACAACAGAUGAAUGAACAUUUCCUAACGCACACCCGCACUUUAAUCGAGAUGAAGAAGGACUUGGACAGCAUCUUUAGGCGAAUAAGGACUUUAAAGGGCAAAAUUUCUAAGCAAUAUCCAGAGGCCUUUAGGAACAUCGAUGAGUGUUCAAACAUAGAGGAUGAUGACGAUGAGUUUCACCCCAUCCCUCCAAGCGUGGCCACGACCAUCAACACCACUGCGACAUCUGAACAGAGCACAGAGUCAUGUGACACAAGCCCUGAUGUAUUAUCUCCCACCAUAAGCUGCUCUUCUGAAGACCCCUCUCAAGAGAACGAUGGCACACCAGCAUCCGAUAGUCCUGAACAGGCUGUGUUGCGAGAUGAGGGUCCAGAUUCAGCCGAGAUCUAGAAUGAUAUUGCUUAAAUUAUGUGAUCCUACAGCCGGUUGUGUGUGACGUUUACUAUAAAGAGGAUUGUUAACAUUUUGGUGCAAGGCACCAAUGUGGCCCUGUAGGUGGAUGUUAUUAAAUUGUCUGUUGCGUUUUAUAUGGUUGAAGUAGUUUUUCACCCAUAAAUGAAGAUUCUGUUAUUUACUCACUCUGUUGUUUUUUAUUUUUGUCACAAAAGAUGAGUAUAUUCUAGGAAUAUAAAUGAAAAAGUAUCAAGUUGUUCCAAACCUGAAUACAUUUCUUUGUUCUGUUGAACACAAAGAAAGACAUUUCAAAGAAUGUUAGCAACUGAGAAUGAAUUAACUUACAUAGAUGAAAAAAUGGAAAUCGUAGUCAAAGGUGCCUCAGAACUGUUUGCUUUGCUACGUUUUUCAAAAUAUCUCAAUUUUUGUUCAACAGAAUGAUAACAAUGUCCCAGAACUGCUAAUAUUCUUCCAAUAUUAUUCUUCGUUUUGAACAGAACAAAUACAUGUUUAUAGGUUUGGAACAACUUAGAAUUUUCAUUUUUGGGUGAACUAUCCAUUCAAGACAUUGUUUAAUAUCGUUUUUGAUGAGUGAGCUAUUUCUUUAAAAUAUUCCUGUGCUGAAAAUGGGAAACUUUGCAAGAUCAAAACUAUUAUCCACCAUGAUUGAGACGGUACUAUUCGCAGAAAUAAAAUAAACAUGUCAUAAAAUAAA
Molecule: messenger RNA, 1437 nt
Organism: Triplophysa dalaica
Lineage: Eukaryota; Metazoa; Chordata; Actinopteri; Cypriniformes; Nemacheilidae
Gene: kxd1
Product: KxDL motif containing 1
Exons: 4
Coding region: 168-719 (183 amino acids)
Biological process (GO): lysosome localization
Cellular component (GO): BORC complex
Source: RefSeq, a predicted model, not a curated record